Emiliania huxleyi CCMP1516 is the source of this 579-nucleotide messenger RNA. RefSeq lists its product as hypothetical. Gene Ontology annotation, biological process: pseudouridine synthesis. Gene Ontology annotation, molecular function: pseudouridine synthase activity; RNA binding. The record is from RefSeq and is a predicted model, not a curated record. Bases 1 to 579 code for a protein of 192 amino acids. Lineage: Eukaryota; Haptophyta; Isochrysidales; Noelaerhabdaceae. The transcript is spliced from 2 exons.
AUGGCGGCCUCGAGCAGCGACGCCGACCCACCUAAGCGCUACCUCGCCCUGUGGAAGGAGUACCUCACGCUCUGCAGCUUUGCCGACGCCGCGGGCGGCGCCAGGAGUCGGUCGACCCUGCACCACCUCUCUCUUCCUCCGGGACUGCACACCGUCGGCCGGCUCGACCGCGACUCGGAGGGCCUGCUGCUGCUGACCGACGACGGGGCCUUUUGCCACGCGGUGCUGCAGGGCGGCGUGCGCAAGCGCUAUCUCGCGCUCGUGUUCGGCCGCCCCACCGACGAGUCGCUGGCUGCGAUGGCGGCGGGCGGGCUGAAUAUCCGCGGCAGGCUGACGCGCCCGUGUGCCGUGCGGCGCAUCGACGCGGCGAGCGCGGCGACGGCGGCCGGCGCCCCGCCCGACCCACGGCUGGCCGGCGCUCGCGCCGGCGGUCCGGUGACGUGGCUCGAGGUGACGCUCUCCGAGGGGAUGAACCGGCAGGUGCGGCGGAUGACGCAGAGCGCGGGACACAAGACGUUGCGCCUGGUCCGCGUGGGCGUCGGGAGGCUCAACGCCGAGGCGCUCGCCGCCGAGAUGUAG